Messenger RNA from Entelurus aequoreus (snake pipefish), 3306 nucleotides. It is a transcript of the gene armc6, whose product is annotated as armadillo repeat containing 6. The transcript has 7 exons. The record is from RefSeq and is a predicted model, not a curated record. The coding region runs from base 264 to 1673 and encodes 469 amino acids. Gene Ontology annotation, molecular function: protein binding. NCBI's taxonomy places the organism in Eukaryota, Metazoa, Chordata, Actinopteri, Syngnathiformes, Syngnathidae. Gene Ontology annotation, biological process: hematopoietic progenitor cell differentiation.
UGUAGGACUGUUUUACGCAGGCGGCAAUUCACCAAUACUAACCGGCAGAAUUUACGCAAUGUAUGAGUUUAAGAACCGAGUUUAACUACGCAAAAUGCGUAAAUGAACAGUGGCGGUCGCUUGAUAACACUGCAGGAAGACAGAUACAGGGCGGUAACGACGACGUUGUUUUUGUUAUCGGGACCAACAGCAACAGUAUUUAAAACAACAAAAAAGGCGUGUCACUCUACCAUUAAAGAGGGCAAUAAUCAAAGUGAAGUGAAAUGGCUGUACGGAGAGUCACACAGGAAACAUUCGAUGCUGCGGUGAAGGAAAACAUCGACGAGUUCGAGAUGGAUCCCGACGAGGCUUUGAGGGAAGCUGUGGAGCAAUUUCAGUCUCAAGGCGUGGAUCUGAAUUGUAUUGUAAAAGCUGUACCUGCUGUGCCAUCCAAUGAUAAUCAACACAAGGAAACCCAUGAGGUCUUACAGGCGUUAGAGUCCCUCCGCAUCGCAAAAGACUCUGCUGGCGUUACAAAAGCGGCAGCAGAUCUAAAGUGUUUCACGGAACAAUGUCUACUUGGGUUUGCUCAAAGGUACCUGGCGGCCCAAAAAGACGCAUACCCUAUCAUACUCUCCUACUGUAAAAAGAGUGUCGGAGAGAAGGAAGCGGCGCUGGCCGCUCUGUGCGCCCUGGCCGCACUGACCGACGGACAGCCGGACUUGUUUGACACCGACGGACUACGUUUCCUCUUGGACGUUCUCAAGAAGCACAGGGCUGAUGAGGCUGUGACACAAGCCGCCGUCUGCGCUGUGCGUCACUGCUGUUUGAAACACGAGCAAAACAGACAGGAUUUGGUCAAAGCGGGCGUCCUGCCGCUGCUGACCGGCGCCGUCAAACAGCACAGCGGCUGCGCCGAGGUGGUCAAGGAGGCGUCUGCGGCUCUCAGGGUCAUGACCUUUGACGACGACGUCCGGGUUACGUUUGGGCACGCUCACGAGCACGCCAAGAGUAUUGUUCUCGAGCACAAUGGGUUGAAGGUCCUAAUAGAUUCAGCAAAAGCUCAUAACGACAAUAUGUCUGUCUUGGGUGAGCUGUGUGCCACUUUGUCCCGUCUGGCCGUCAGGAACGAGUUCUGCCAGGACAUCUGUGACCUGGGAGGGCUUAAACUUAUGAUGACGCUGCUUGCAGACAGCUACGAGUCACCGCAGGAGUUGGUUCGGCAGGUCCUCAGCGGAAUAAGAGCCGUCGCUGGAAACGAUGACGUGAAAGAUGCCGUUGUUAAAGCGGGUGGAGUCCAGCUCGUCGUCGUCGUCAUGAACAGACACCAAACGAACGCUGCUGUGUGCGAGCAGGGCUGUGCGUGCCUUUCUGUCCUUGCUUUACGUAAACCCAACAACUGCAAGGUCAUCAUGGAGGAAGGAGGCGCCUUAGCUGCUGUGCAUGCUAUGAGGACUCAUGCUUGUGCUGUUAAUGUGCAGAAACAGGCAUGCAUGCUGUUGAGGAACCUGGUGUCGCGGGAGCCCAACUACAGCCAACCUAUUUUGGACUUGGGAGUGGAGCCCCUCAUAGCGCAGGCACUACGGACCCAUCAAGACUGCGGAGAUAUUGCCAAAGCUGCCCUCAGGGAUCUCGGCUGCAAGGUGGAGCUGCGAGAGCUGUGGACCGGCAAACAUGGCGGCAUCACCAACUGAAAAGAGUGGUGCAGGAUUACUUCUUGUAAAAUGUAUUGUAUUAAAUCAAACAAAACCCAAUCUGAGAUACCGUAUUUUUCGGACUAUAAGUCGCAGUUUUUUUCAUAGUUUGGCCAGGGGUGCGACUUAUACUCAAAAGAGACUUAUGUGUCAAAUUAUUAACACAUUACCGUAAAAUAUCAAAUAAUAUUAUUUAGCUCAUUCACGUAAGAGACUGGACGUAUAAGAUUUCAUGGGAUUUAGCGAUUAGGAGUGACAGAUUGUUUGGUAAACGUAUAGCAUGUUCUAUAUGUUAUAGUUAUUUGAAUGACUCUUACCAUAAUAUGUUACGUUAACAUACCAGGCACGUUCUCAGUUGGUUAUUUAUGCGUCAUAUAACGUACACUUAUUCAGCCUGUUGUUCACUAUUCUUUAUUUAUUUUAAAUUGCCUUUCAAAUGUCUAUUCUUGGUGUUGGGUUUUAUCAAAUACAUUUCCCCCAAAAAUGCGACUUAUACUCCAGUGCGACUUAUAUGUUUUUUUCCUUCUUUAUUAUGCAUUUUCGGUUGGUGCGACUUAUACUCCGGAACGACUUGUACUCCGAAAAAAUACGGUAAUUGGGUUUUGCAGGUAAGACUAAUGAGGACACUUACAGUACAAUGGCUUUUCAGUUAAACCUAUUGUUUUAUGUUUUUUAAAGUUUUGAUCCUUAGAAUGGUAAAAAAAAAAUCCCAAUACCAAACGUCAUGCUAACUAUGUAAUAUGAUCAAAUUGUGACCAAGUAAUUGUAUGAUCUACUUCAGGGGUGUCAAAAUCUACUCCCAAGUGGGCCGGACUGGUAAAAUCACGGCACGAUAACUUACAAAUAAAGACAACUCCAGAUUGUUUUCUUUGUGUAAAAAUAGAACAACCACAUUCUGAAAUUGUACAAAUCAUAAUGUUGUUGUUGUUAUUUGUCGCUAUUUCUAUUUUUAUGAAUAAAUGAUGUGAUAAUUUUCAUCAGUCAACUAAUUGGUGUUAAUUUUCAAUCUAUCAAGAUAAAAAAAUUAUAUCAAAAUCAAAUUACAGGAUGUUAUUUAUGUAGUUUGAUCGUUUUCCUUGACUGAUGUACUAGCAACAUGUGGUUUAUUUUGUACAUACCUAGCAUCCCAUACAAAGAAUUGCUAUUGCGACAUCCAGUGGACACAUUUAGAACAGCUGUUUCUUUCAUUCAAAAAUGUUAGGUUAAUUUUUAUAUUUGGCAAAUUCAUCCCGUGGGCCAGAUAAAACCUGUUCGUGGGCCUGAUCCGGCCCUUGGGCCGUACGUUUGACACCCUUGAUCUACUUAAUGAAACUCUACUUAUGUGCAUUCGAGGCUACAAAACAGCAUCUAUACACCAUAUUUUCUUCCUUGCCUUUGCCUGACUCUGGUUUUUUUUCAAUAUUUUGACUAAAGUCUAAAAAAGUUAUUAAUGCACAAUCACUCUGCAAAAUGCAUUUUUUGAACACACUUGUCUGGUUUGUUACAACAUUCCCCUGUAAACAUAAUGUUGCAUGCUUCAUUUUUGGAUGGAUUUUCUUAUAAAGUAAUGCACUGUGCUGCUAUAAAGUUGGAGCAUGUGAUUAAACUAAAAUGGUAAGCUAAAAUAAAUGAAUCUAUGAUAUCAAACAGGCCA